This is a messenger RNA of Synchiropus splendidus (mandarinfish), 11319 nucleotides long. RefSeq names its product mitogen-activated protein kinase kinase kinase 11. NCBI's taxonomy places the organism in Eukaryota, Metazoa, Chordata, Actinopteri, Syngnathiformes, Callionymidae. The transcript has 10 exons. Bases 968 to 4105 code for a protein of 1045 amino acids. Gene Ontology annotation, cellular component: centrosome. Gene Ontology annotation, molecular function: protein binding; JUN kinase kinase kinase activity; ATP binding. Gene Ontology annotation, biological process: positive regulation of apoptotic process; microtubule-based process; protein phosphorylation. The record is from RefSeq and is a predicted model, not a curated record.
UCUUUUCCUGUUGGGAGAGGAAAAGUUUGGAAACCCCACCCUCCGAAGUGACCGUGCGCUGCGACGUAGAAGUGGUUCGAGGUCGUGGCGAGGAAGUGGACUCUGAUCACAAGUUGUGGAGCUCCGAUGGCGCCGUCUGGAUACCCGAAAUAACGAGCAGAUCGCCGCGGUGGACCCGGCUACUUCCUCGACUUGGAUUUGUUUUUCUCUGUGGAAGCUCAACUCUAGUUUCGGGAACGCUUCCUGUUGUCAUUUUUGCUUCCAGCGCACGUUUGCUUCUAUCACUCGUGGACAUGGAGGCGCGGCGGGAUGAGCGGGUUUCAGCCGGAGAGAAGCCAAGCGUCGGCGUGUCUGCGGUGGUUUUGCGAAGUGGUCAGCGCUUGUCCUAAAGCGCUGGUUUGGCUGGACUCAACGCUCCUUUCCUGCUAUUCUUCUCUGCUUCUCUUUGCUUCCUGCUUGCCGUGGCCGCUGCAGUUGACGGCUAUAAAUAUAUGAAACACCUAGAGUCCACAAGAGUUUGAAUCCCACCAUCCCGCAUCAGAGUUUCAGCUCUUGCUGGGGUUCAACAGGUGGCAGCUGGAUGCGGAUGGAGCAGCGCGAAUGCCCUCAUAAUGAUGGUGUUUAAACAAGCCUGUCAGAAUACUUUGGGCUAAAAAGCAUGUGUUGGCCGACCACAUGAAGAAGCAGACCUCUCGUCCCCCUCUGAGCCGGAGAGCCCUUCAGCAAACAUCAGCCGGUCGUGUUUCCAAGAGAGUGUCUGGAGGAAAGAAGUGAGCGAGCGGGGUUAUCUGUGUUCUCCGGCAGCCCACCGGUUGGUCCAACGUUUGGAACACAUUUAACCGAUCCCUGAUGAACCAACAAGAAAGACAGGAAAGGGAGCGAGGCACAAUAAAGUACUCCUUUGUACUUUAUUUUCAACCCUUGGGGCGCAGAAUCGGAUCCAGUCAGAGCAUCUGUCCGAGGCUCCAUGGAGCCGCUGAAAAACAUAUUUAGUCGAGGCCCAUUGUCCAACUGGAAAAACUUGGAACAAUCGCAAAAAGGGAACUUCACCAACCCGGUGUGGACGGCCUUGUUCGAUUACGAGGCGUCCUGCAAAGAUGAGCUCACCUUGCGCAAGGGCGACCUGGUGGAAGUUCUUUCCCUGGACUCUGAGAUAUCAGGGGAUGAAGGCUGGUGGGCGGGAAAGGUCAACAACAAGGUUGGAAUCUUCCCCUCAAACUAUGGCUCCUUCAAGCCCAGUGGAUAUGGGAAGCUUCCCGCCAGUGGUGUGGUUGGGGAGCUGGGGCCUGCUGUCGUGGGCGACUUUGAGCCUGAGGUGGUGGAUUUUCGCGAGCUGAGCCUUGAGGAGGUUAUUGGGGUCGGCGGGUUUGGGAAGGUGUAUCGCGGUACGUGGAGAGGAGGGCUGGUGGCCGUGAAGGCUGCCCGGCAAGACCCGGACGAAGACAUCAGUGUUACGGCUCAGAAUGUCCGGCAAGAGGCCCGACUCUUCGCCAUGCUGACUCACCCCAACAUCAUCGCCCUGAAAGGAGUGUGUCUUCAAGAACCAAACCUCUGCCUGGUCAUGGAGUACGCCUCAGGAGGACCCCUGAGCCGAGCACUGGCGGGCCGGCGCAUACCCCCGCACGUCCUGGUCAACUGGGCUGUGCAGAUCGCAAAGGGAAUGUUGUACCUGCACAGCGGGGCCAUCGUUCCAGUCAUCCACCGAGACUUGAAGUCCAACAACAUCCUGCUGGCCCAGCCCAUAGAGAAUGAAUGCAUGGAAGGAUUGACACUGAAGAUCACAGACUUCGGUCUAGCAAGAGAGUGGCACAAGACCACCAAGAUGAGCACUGCUGGCACCUACGCCUGGAUGGCCCCUGAGGUCAUCAAGUCGUCCACCUUCUCGAAGGGCAGUGAUGUGUGGAGUUAUGGGGUUCUGCUCUGGGAGCUGCUCACUGGAGAGGCGCCCUACAGAGGAAUCGACGGGCUGGCUGUCGCUUACGGAGUAGCGGUUAACAAGCUGACCCUGCCCAUCCCAUCCACAUGCCCGGAACCCUUUGCCCAACUCAUGUCAGAAUGCUGGGACCAGGACCCCCAUCGACGACCCAAUUUCGCCUCCAUUCUGGCCCAGUUAAUGGCUCUGGAGCAGCAGGUGAAGGAAGAGAUGCCGCAGGACUCCUUCCACUCCCUGCAGGAGGACUGGAAACUGGAGAUCCAGGACAUGUUUGAUGAACUGCGGGCUAAGGAAAAGGAGCUGCGCUGUCGCGAGGAGGAGCUGAAGCGAGCAGCGCUGGAGCAGAAGUCCCACGAGGAGUUCCUUCGGCAGCGAGAGCAGCAGCUGGCGCAGUGGGAGCAGGACGUGUUUGAACGCGAGCUCUGCCUGCUCAUCCUGCACCUGAACCAGAACCAGGAGAAGCCUAACGUAAAGAAGAGAAAGGGCACUUUCAAGAAGCACAAGCUCAAGGGCAAGAAUGGCGAGAAGAUCAGCAUGCCCCAAGAUUUCAUCCACAAAAUCACGGUGCAGGCCUCCCCUGGACUGGAGAAAAGGAGGAACUCCCCGGAUUUGGGAUCAGGGUCCUCACCCUCCUUUGGCCCACGCUUCCGUGCCAUUCAACUCAGUCCGAGCGACAACAGUAGGACGUUUGGCUUGAGCCCAGUUUGGCCCCUGGACGCUGCUGCUCUCAAACAAGCCAAUGGUGAACACAAGUUAGGCCCUCACUGGAGACCCCAGAGUCCAAAGAGCCCCAAAAGUCCCAAGGUUUUACGCCUCAGUCCUCAGGAAAGCAGUCUGUCGAUGAGAGCCAAGCUUCUGGUGUCGGACAGCACAGAGAACGGAGAAUCCAAGGACGACUUUGAAGAGUACAGACCCUCUACGCCGACGCCUCUCCCUGCUCAGAAUGGCUCCACAGUGAAGGACAGCCUGCGGCUUCCUCUCCCCCAAGGCGAUUCCGGCGUGGAAGAAGGGGGUUCCUCUCCAGCUGGGUCCCCGAGGCCGGAAAUGGGUUCUCUUUCUGGGCUGUUUAAGAGCACCCAUAGGGCACUCCUCGGCAGUGGUUCCCUGUUGGCAUCUGUCGGACUGGGUAGAUGGCUGGAUAUCUCUCCUAAAGUGCCUCCUCGGACUAACCCGCCAUCCCUUGAGGAGUGCAUGCUGUCUGAACCCGAGACUUCACUGUUGAGACAACCUUUAGCUUCAGACCCCCCUGUAGUGGACGACCUGAUCACUUUCUCCACGUCUGAACCGCUCCCCAGGCCUCUCUUGGAUUUAGCCCUACAGUACCAAGAACUGAAGCCCCUGACACCUCCUCCGCCAACCCCCCCUGAGAGAAUGGACCACCGGAUGCAGACAGUCACACAAAGUCAGCAGAGCCCCCAAAUCCCGUUGCGACGUGCUGCCAGCCCAAGACAAUUGAAUCAGAAUUUGCAGUCUACCAAUGGUGAUCUUGGAGCCGGUGGCAUGGAAAGCUGUGGCCCUCGAACGGACAGGAGAAGGAGGUCCAGCCAAGGCCUGCACACCUCCCAUCUAGUUCUGGACCUGCCCUUAUGCCAGGACACACAGGAUUCAGAAGACAAGUCCUCUGUGCCUUAUUCUCUCCACCCUAACCCAGCUCUCUGGAGUCCCAAAACCCGCCGUUUGGAGGUCAGUGUCAUCCCCCGACCUCGGCCCUCCCCUGUACGCCAUCGCAUCGACCCCUGGAGCUUCGUUUCAACAGGAGGUGGGAGCACAAGUGCAGGACGUAUCCCAAGCCGCACGGACAGCAUCCCAUUGGGUUACCAACCUUCCCCCACCAACCCUUUUACCAAUUGUGAUCCCUUCCCUUCACCAGACUGUGAUCCCUUUGCUCUCAAGGCAGACCCCUCGUGCGCACUAGAUGAUGCUUCAAAGUUUGACCCCUUUUCAACGCCUUUCCCUACAUCUCGCUCCGCCCCGUGCUCCACCAAUGGUUCGCCCACGCUCCCCUCGGUCCGUAUCGCACCCCUAAACCCUGCUGAUUCGACACUCAUUGACCUGAACUGGGCUGCCCUGAGCAAGCCUCUUGAUGGAACCAAAGAAAGAGCACACCCACGAAAGACUCUAGGGCUCAAGCCCUUCAAGUCCCCAACCCAACUCAGAGAUGACCGGUUCUAGAACUUCCCUCACCUGUCUCUUAGCCAAGUGUCAAAUUCUCAGUUCUGCUUUGUGUUGCAUGGUCCAUUUAGACGCCAGGCUGCCUUUCUUGGUACCUAAAAAGCCAGUUGAAAGAAGGACAGUCUUAUUGCAGGUUUACUUCCUGGGAACGAAUCGUUUAUUCUCUUUGCAUUCUCUCACUGUCUAAAUCUUUCAGAAGGCACAGAUCAGUACUCCCGCCGUCAGAUCUUAUCAUACUCCUUAUUUCACUUUUCAUCUCCUUUAAAUCCAACACAAAAACGCAGAGGUAGAUAAGGCCACUUGCACAGCUUCCUCUGUUGCUACCUCUUUGCAUUCCGAAAUUAUUCAGGACAGGAAAAGUGAAGAGUAUUCUUUUGUGUAAGCAUAAAUCUAUGUAUCCCUUCUAAACACUGCGAGGAUUGAAGAUUUCCAGGCUGUCAGAUGCCUCAUACGUCUGCUUUAAUUUGCAAAGCAGACUUUGGAGGUGGGCAUCAAUGUGCUUUGUGUCUCGACGUAUUGCUCCAGAAGGCCUGCCCAAUUUAUUCAGUAAUUUCCUUCUGUCUGUUGAAUCGAGGGAGAUGGGGAGGAAAAAAAAGACCUGCGAAUCAUGACCCAUACAUUCCACUUGGAAGCCGAUAACAUUCCAGACUCAUUUCUGGGGAAAUACCAGGGAUUUUGAGCGCUUGCGUGCAACAGAGCACAGAAAAUAGAUGAGGCAGCUCUGUGCAUUCCCUUCAUACGCCAAAGAAUGCCACUGUGAGAGACCAAGCUGGGAAAAUGUGUUGUUUUGAACCUUCAUGUUGUGCCCGACUGGCAGGGUGCAUCACACUGGAUGGCGAAGACUGUGUGACACGCUUGAUUAGUCACGCAGUCUUUGAACUGUUUUAAUUGCUAUUUCCUGCUAAAUAUUUAACUUAUUUUUUUCAACACUCUUCAGGAACCAAAUAGACGAGACUAAAAGCAGGGUUUGAGGUCAUAGAGCAGAAGUUUGUCCAUCUCCUUGGACCUGGACCUUUGAAUUUGCUCAACCUGCCAUCACUUUAACAAUGUCAAUGGAGCGAGGUGGAGGAUGCCCAAAGUACGCUGGUUACAAACUACUGAGUCUGUGUUCCAUUUGUCCACUCAGAUGUGGAUUCACUUAGCUGAUAUGAGUUUUUCACUCCAUUGUACUUCUCGUGCCAGAAGUACCUUCAGGACUACAUGAAUGGGUCGGUCAUUCCCUUCCCUUAUACCUCGGUACAGCUCAGUCCUCAGUAAACAGGGAGUGAACCUUCCUUAAAGAGGCUGUUGCUUUAUGUGCAUCAGAAUAUCAUUCAACAAGCCAGACUUCUUUGCAAAGACCUUCUGCUGAACGACUCCCAAAAGCAAAAAGUGUACUCUGCUUUAUCGUAGUCUGAAUCUUUUUAGGUCAACCGCAAGAGACAGAGAGAGUGCAGCUUUGAUGUGGUCACCUCACGUCUUCAGUGACGCAUCACAAUCUGGAAAUGUCAAUCGUUUUUGUCAGGGACUCCUUGUCGUCGAGACACGACAUCAGCUUUAGUCCUAAUGAAGGGGGAACACCUCGUCUCCGAAGGGGACAUCUUUGUGAUUAGCUUAAUAAUCCGACUGAAGACGGAGCGGGCUGAUCGGGAUAAUUAGCUCCUUGAUAAGAGCAGAGAGAAUUAAUAAUGGAUACGUGGGUACUUAAUGAAAUGGAAAUCCUGCUCAGAGUGGUGAGAGCAUCAUUUGGAAUCGGGUGAUUUUCUUAUGGUCAGAUCUUUGUCUCCCGUCUUUAGAGGCAGAGCAGCUCGUCUCCAUGUCCUCCACCCUCCGGUGAUGUGGAAGAUAAGUUCUCUACCUUCUUCUGCUUUAGUUUCACACCUACUCUCUUUGUGAGGAGUUUCUCAAGGGCAUGUUUCUAUUGACGGCACGGAACAUUUUGUCCAGUCUUGGUUUCCUUUGAAGAAAAACCAAAAUACAGCAGUCAGGAAUAAGGCUGCUGCAAGAAGGCAGCGUUAAUGAAGAAAAUGCAGAACACAGUGUUUGUCCGUUUUAUCAGCGCAUUUUGUGGUUUAGAUGAUUUCACGUUGUUCCCCGACUGUGGAGCCGGUUGUAAGAAAUUUAGAGACUCAUUUUUCUUUAUCCCCCUGAAUGCUUAUCCCAAACUACCAAAUGUGUGAAGGCUUUGAUGUGUUGUGGCUUGUGAAAUCUGUGUCUCUCAUUGUGAAAGACAGUUGAAUUUCUUCCCAUUGUGGAUUGUUUUGUGUUGACGCGUCAUGUCAGUGGCUCACAUUCAUUUAGCUUUGCGUGCGGCCAAACCCUCAAAAGCAUUCGUUCUCCGGGUGCUUCCAAUUUUCACCUUUGUGGUGUGUGUCUCUAGUGUUGUGCAGAUUUUAAGAGAAACACAGCGGUAUUGUCUUUCGCUGACUCAGAGAAAAGCUAACACAUUUUCUAAUCAGUGCUGUCCAUUUAACAACUAAAACGGGAGAUUUAAAUUUGAAAUCCUCUUUUCUAGCAUAAUGUCUAUGAACGAAAUUAUUCUUGAACUCCUGUCAAGUGAGUUUCUAGUGGCGUGUCCCAAUUUAAUUUCCUAUUGCGUUUGACUGGGUGCAGAUUUAUUUGCAAGUUUGAAAUGCGCUGCACCUGUAAGUGUAAUGCCAGCAGAGCUAACUGACGCCAGCGUUUCAGAGGAAUCCUUAAAAGCCAUCUUACUGCAGAUUUUCCCCGGCUGUUUGUGAAAAGGGAUGCGUUAUUGCACUGGCUUGUCUUGUCAGCACACAAAGCGACAAUGGCUCAUCCCCGAUCGUCCUGAGGCUCAGAUAGUCAUUGUUGUCAACAACAUUCUGUGAGAAGAAAAAACGAAAAGAAAAGUAGAAUCUGGCUGAAUCCCUCUGUCUAAACCUUCUGUGUGUGUGUGUGUCUCAAGUAUCAUUGUCUAUGUUUCAUUCAGGAAUUGGCAGAUUUUUUUUUUUCGCUUUAAUUUCAACUCAAGGUCCAAAAUAUAAGGAACAGUACUGUGGUCUGAAGAGUUGUGAUCCUGGAAUUUUCGUCUUUGCACGCUGUUGUAUUGGGACUUGGAGAGGACUUUCCAAAGCUCCAAGGAAGGAAAGACUCUUCAACUCUCAGCGCAGAAUCUGACUUUCAUGACUUUUUUUCGUGUCAAGAAGCACAGCUGUCCUUCUCUUCUUUCCUCAACUAGUACCUGAUGAGAAGUUUGUGGUGGCAUCAGCCCGUCUGUCACUAAUGGCUGAAUGCCUGAAGACUGGACAUGGAUUCUCUGGAACCAAAGUAGAUGAUGAUAUCUGUCAGCGCCCAGAAAAACUGAGACAGCAAAUCAUGAAGCACAGUUGAUGCAGACGGAAUGAAUACUUUAUAAACAGCAUGAAUUGUCUUUGAAGGUUCCCAGACGAGGUCAGUAUUGGAUAAAAACUUUGUAGACGGCUGUUUAACUUCUCCAAGAGAUUUCUGUGUUAGCCAGAGGCACCUUUUGUUUUCUUCUGACUGGUGUAGGUGUCAGCCAAGGUAGGAGAGGAAAGGUUAGCAAUCAAUGCUAUCACUUGUUUGUCCUUGAAGUGUUGGUCUGCCUUGACAACACUGAGGGAGAAUGAAAGGACUGUCACCCUGUUAAUUCGUAUUAUCUUUCGUAGACUGGUCAGAGUUCCUCUGAUGGAGAAGGGUGCAUAUUGACAGAGCUAUAACUUCAUUUGUUGAAUUGAUACUGAGCUAAUCUAGAAUACGGUAUGAAAAGGAAAUAAACAACACUGCAGAACUCCUGCAAGCUUGAACUUUGUGGAUCGUUGGAGCAAAUGAAUUAAGUUUGUAAGGACGCCGAUCACAGUAGUAGUAGUCAGGAAAUUGCCACGAGGCAAAUAUGGAGAGGUUCUGAAUGCAGGCGGCGGAAUCUCACUCUUGCAGCUGCCAUUAAAGAACUUUUGAAAACCACCUUGAACAGCAGAGAAGAGACAGCGUCUGAGUUUUGUGAACGCCUUUUGAAAACGUCCUACCCAGACCGACUUACCUGAACCUUGGCUCUGCAGUGCAAAGAGCAAUUUUGCUUGGUGGUGAAAUUCUUGGUGCUGACUUAAGAUCGAAUUCAAAGGGGGCGUAGAUGAGUAAAGAGAUCCACUUGACGUCACUGGUGUCAGCAAGUCAGGUUUUCUGCUGACUCGCUCUUUCGUUUCAACACAAGUGUGGAAAUAUUUUUCAGUGAAAUUGGCUUUCUAUAAAUAAUUUUGUGUGUCUGUUGGCUCCGUGGACUACAUGGGUGUCUGGGAUGCACCUGAUUCUCCAGCCACGUCUCUGCAGCAAAGCAGCCAGGCUUCUCUGCCAACAACGCGGUAUCACCCACCGUGAUCCUGAACUCACUGCCAGGCUUUUGUUUUGUCUUUAACUACGUGAGACCCAGUGACCUUUCGGUGCCUGUGUUCAGGGAUGGCGUCGGCCCAAUCGGGAUGUGGACACAAGCCAUGAGUGUUAGAGGUGCUGCCAGGUGUGUAAGCAAAUGCUCACGCUGAGUAUAAUAUUUCCCCCUCUAUUUUUUGCCGCCCCACGCAUCCAAGGUCACCAUCUGCUCUCCCUGUUUCUGUCACGACUGGAAACGCUGCCAUGGAGUGGUGGCACCAACUCCAAACUCAUGUUUCGCUCAGAAGCCCGGUGCUCAUUUCAGACAUUAAGAAUUGAUAGCAGUAAUAUUUUUCAAUCCAAACCCCUGAGCCUCGGUGAGCAUGUUCUGCCGACUGGUCUGUCCAGCCAGAGUUCAGCUCUGAAGCCUGGUGCACACUGCAGCUGCAGCAUUUCGCUGGGACUUCUCUCUCUACAAGAACUAUUCAACACGUAGUUUGGAUUCUACAUUCACAGCGGCUGAAACACAGCACUGUCUGGCUUUUCUGUUUUCGUAACGAACCGGCACUUUAUAGUUGUUUUCAUUUAUAAGUUAAGCUGAUGAUUAAACUUGGAUUCAGUCGUUCUUUCUUUCCACACAGAUAAAAACAUGGAUGUGAAAAGAGUCCCCAGUUCAACCAAAAUAUUCAACGGUAUUGUUGUUCGUAAAACCUUCGCCUUGCAAAACAUUCCCAAUUGUUCUGACAACAAUCUGAUUCAUUAUUAAUUCAGACUGGCGUGUUUUUAAAGCCGAUGCCUCACGGAAAUCUUGUUUUAUUGAACGCUCUUUCCCCCAAACAUACAUCCUGAUCAUAUCCACCUUAACCUUGUAUCAGUGGAAGAAUUAAGUUCCUUUGUUUUCAGCGGUUAAAAGAGGUGUCUACUUCACUGUACUGUAGCAUUGUGGUUUUAAAAGUGGCUCGCCAGCUGGAAAGUGUGCACAAAGUUGGCAGCUGUCUGCUUAUGAUGAAAGAUAAGCAAGGCUGCAGGUGUAUGUGUGGCAUAUGCUUUAUUUAUGGUUCUAUAAAAAUCCCUGAUUUGAUCACGUUCAAAGAGUGAACUACAGAAGCUCGAUAAACGUUUCAAAAACAGUGGAACCACAGUGAACACAAUUUCAAAUCAUCCAAAAUUGCAGAUGAGGCGGCAGCUUGUGCUGAUGAUUCUGUCUGUCCACGCUUAUCGCAGGUGACUCUUAGUAUCUGUCAGGAGUCGUGCGUUUCUUGAUCUGAUUUAUAAGCUAUGUCUUCCCUGUAUUGUUCUUACUGGGCCCACCCCUUACUGGGUGUUUGUCUCACUGGGACCUAGAACUUCUCUCUGUGCCACAAUGGUUGCCACCCAGCAAGCUCUUUUCCCACAUGCCUUCAGAGUAGACUAAGCUACAGUGAGAUGGUUGAACAACAUUGUGCUAUGACACUGUUUAAAAACACCAACCCUUUCUUCUGUUAAACAUUCUGCGUUCGCCACUUGUCACAGUGCUGUGACACUGGAGCUGACAGUCCAGCAACGGUUCCUAUGAAGUUAUCUUUUGCAGGUAAUAACUGGCUGCAAUAGCCAAGGACAUUUUGAACCAUCAAGACUGCUUCUACUUUUUGCUACUGUGAUUACAUUUCUCCAAGCUCGAGCAUCCACCGGCGACAAGUUCUCCCCGUACUCUUUAAUGGAGAUAAAAUAUUAAGCACCAAAAUGAGUUUGUCAGCCGCAACAGCGACCCGCUGUCGUAAUUAUUUUAACACAUUUUUAGAAGCUUGCGCGAGUACAAUCCUCUUACCGCCACCAUGCAGAUUUUGGAUUCUUUAGUAUCACAAAUCUUGUCACACUUCGCCCAGAUUAAGGCUUUAGACGUUCAAACACCCUUCAGGGCGACGUACUUGACUGAAGCUUGAGCAAAUUUAACAGCAGGUGGUCUCUUUUCAGGUCCGCAUGGCUUCGUUUUUAGCCGCAGAAAGUCAAAAUAAUCCGUUGCCACCGUUUUCAUCUGAAGAUCCUCCACUUCAAAUCCAAAUGACUCACUGGCCGAAUCUCAGUACUGUACACGAGUCCUUAGCUCCUUUCCUGCCAGAGUUUUAAAUGUAUGCGUCUGUGUGAGGUGGAUAUUUAUAAAAGGUCGUCUUUUAACACUGGAUUACUUCUUAUUCUGUGAUGGCCGAGGACGCAGUCCACAUCAGGAUGAUGACACAGUUGAGUGAAUACACAGAAAUGUUCACUGAAGAUUUAUUUUGUAUGUCAUGGUGCUUCACUGAUCAACAGUUCGUUCUACUUCUCUGUGCAAGUGAGGCGCAGAAAACAAGAUUAAUAUCCCCAAAACAACUUAUUGUCCUGAUGAACCUGUGAAGGUCGCCGCUCUCUCUCUCUCUCUUUUUUUUUUUGCGCCAUUCAUUUCCUCGUCCUGUUGGAGUACAAUCAAGGCGAUGUCAGACUUAGAUGUCGUAUUGUCCGGGCAGCUGUUUGGUUCAGCUCUCUUGACAGUUUUGCCUUGUCAGGCUUUCUAUUUUAUUUUGCCGUUCUCCUGAAAUCUCGCACUGGGCUGGGCCUAAUCAACUGUUAUUGUGUUGAGAGAUUUGUUCAUCUGUAUGUGAAAAUGUGUUUUUUUUCUUCUUUCAAAUCUCUCUGACCAUUAUGAUGGGUUUUAACCUGUGGAAAAAAAGCAAAGGAAAAAGCUCAAAAAGACCAAAUAAAAUGUAACACUCCUGGCUUCAUUGUGUUGUUCUUGUUUCAUUCUCCGCUUCAGUGAAAGUGAAGUUGUCAAGGGCUGGUUUGCAAGGUCGGAUAACGACUUCCUGCGCCUCUUUUGCAUUACCGUUGGAGUAAUAACAUUGAAAUGUCUGUAUGCAGUCUUCUUCUACUGCUCAUGAAUG